UCUGCACCAGCGAAAAUGCAAGUGGGAGAAGCCGGGGCGGCUGCCUCGCGUCCCGUGCCCCUGCGAGGGGCAGCCGCAGCGCCCUGAGCUCCCCGCCCACGGGCUGGCGCGGUGGAGCUGGGUGCAGACUUGGCCCGCCUGGUCCGGGAGCAGCCAGGACCCCACAAAUAUUUUGAAGCAAAAUUUUGAAGCAAAAUUAACACAAUUGAGUUUGACACACUGAAUUUUGAACCAAUUUAUCUGGUUUUAGUUAAGGAGACACCAUGACUGGGGAAGAUUUGCUCAAAGACACUACCAGCGUCAAGCCGGAACUGGUUUUACGGCACUGUUUUAAACAAUACAAACUCAGAGAUUUGUAUCCAAAGUUUUUCUUUAAAGUGAAACCAAGUACAUUUGGGCCACCCAAAUCCAGACGUCGCAUUAUUAUCGCACCUCCAAUGGUAAGACCAGCUUCUGAUGGUUCAAAACUCAUUCAGACCACUGCCAUCGAUGAAAAGGAGGAAGCUGCUGCCUGGCAAGUGACCCCUGAGGUAGAAAGCUGUCCCCACACUCCAGAAGAACCUUCAGAAGCAAGAGAUGAUCUACUAAAGCUGGAAGCUUGGAUAACGGAAAGGAGAAAGCUCCGCUCUCAAUUGGAUAGCCUUGUGGAUGUUGAAAAAUGGCUAAGUCAAAAACUUUGCACCACUGAGCAAGAAGAUAGAGUCCUGGAAAACUUACAAAACUGCAGAGCAGUGAGGAAGGCUGAAAGGAAGUUAGCUGCGACCAGAAAUCUUGAAAACCUGCUGCCAAAGCACGACCUGCCUCCUCAAAGAAGAGUCAUCCCCCUUAUCAACGCUCCCUAUCCCCAGUCCCUCAUCACACUGCAUAACCUUCUGCACAAACAAAAGCUCAAGAUGGUGGACUUAUUCAGGAAGGCGGAUAAGGACAAGAAGCAAUUCAUGAGAUCAGACUUCAUUAAAGUUAUCAAGGGGGCCAAAGUCCCUAUCAGUGACAAUGACCUGGAAGAUGUGAUCAUCUUCCUUACUUCUUCAAAACGUGGGAAUUUUAUAACCAGUGACGAUCUGGUUGAAUGUCAAAAUAUAUGGCUGGAUACAAUGAGAGAUCAGACAAAACAACCCGGGGAGGCAAAAACAGCAUGUCCCCGAUUUCACACCCAAAAAGCUGUUUCUAAAACUGUUAGUCGUCCAGCAUCUGCUGCUGGCAAAACCAAAGAGAUACAGCCACUUGCUCCUGGUGAACCUGGAGCAAAGUUAACACUGUUAGAAGUUCCCCCUAUCGACACCGAACCGGAUCACAGACCUCUAAGCUAUGAGGAAAUGGAGGAGAUUGGGAAGAGAUGCAGAGAGAGGAAACGAUGGGAGAAGGCCAAGGUCAAUCCAAUACAAUGGCUGGAAUGCUGUCGACUGGUGAGAUCUGGAAACAAGGCCAUUGAUGAACACUGCUUGCCAUCUACAAUGGAGAGUGAAAUGGGGGAAAUAAUUGAUCAGCAUCGAAGGACCUGCUACAUGGUUUAUCUGCAGUGUCUCAAAUUAUGCAAAGAAUAUAACAUUCCACUUACCAAAAAGGUCCUGGAAAAAGCCCUGCUGUACCCAGGAGACAAAAUAAUCAAAGAAGGAGCAUAUGUGCUGAAGAUCAGACAGCCGGGGGGUCCCUAUACAACAAUGGACGGGAGUCACCACCAAAGACAACUGCUUUUAAGCAGACAAAGAUUAAAAAAUGCAUUAAAAAGGGAUGCCAAAAAUGGAAUGCAUGAUACAGGGAUUAAGGGGCAACUACAUGGAAAGCAGAAGGAAUACAGAGGCAGCUGGAUGUCAUUUGAGGAUUAUGAACAGUUAACAAGACGUCUGCACACGAAGUGGUCCAAUCUGAACUACAAGUCUCACGACAAUAACUUCUGGCCAGGUCACCUUCUGGACAAGCUGCGUAUUUACCUCCCACAGAUAGCACCUAAUCAGGAGCAUGCCCUGUUCAGCUAUGUUCAUCCAACACCACCUGUCUAUUCUGGCGUCUACAGCCCACACCGCAGCUGGCCAAUCAGUGACCAGGGAUACGUGACCUAUGGAAAUACUGAGACUCAAAAGUAUUGAUGUUGUCUGGAACAGUAAUGCUAUGCACAAUGAAAGCUUUGUGACCCCUCUGUCACCUCCAUGGACUUAGGCAACCAUCAUAAGCAAAAUAAAGCUAUCAAAGUAUGCAUUCCCAAAGUUAUGGGGGACUUGACAGAGCAGUUGACUUCUAGAUUAGCAAGUUUCUGUUCCUUGUGACUCAUAACACAAGACCUGGGGACAUUCAAUGAAACUGAAAGGUGGCAAAUUCAAAACUGAUAAUAUCAGACUGUGGAACUCGUCACCGUAAGACAUUGUUGAGGCUGAGAAUUUAGAAAGAUUCAAAAAGGGAUGGAGCAUUCAUAAAGAUAACAAGAAUAUCUAGACUUAUAAUAGUUAAUGCUAAUAAAAAUUCUGGGAGAGAUAUUAAUCUCAUAUUUCAGGACAAAAAACAAACUAACUAUUAAGGAUCAGGAUAAAACCUAAUUUGGGGGUCAGAUUAUUCCACAUCCAUCUAUCGUAGAGUUUCUUGCACUUUCCACUGAAGCAUCUGGUGGCAGCCACUGUCCAAGACAGGAUACUACACUCAGAUCUGAUUGAAGCUGGCAAUUCUUCUGUUCCUGUGAUUCCAAUCCAGCUCUUUGGUGACCCAUGUAAAAUGCACUUGGCAAGUCUCAGUCUAGUUUCUACCAGCAGAUAGAGCCAAGUCACAAAAACUGCCAUCACAACUAGCUGCACUUAUUGGCAGCCUUGGGAUGGAAGAGUGAGUGGGCCAUGAUAGUGACUAAACUAACUUGUCACACUUGUAGAAAUCAGGGUCAAGGCACAUGGGUGUGGGAAGGCAGAGGAAACUUGCUCUACUGCUGCCUAUGCUGUACCUGUUCACAAGGAUUUUGAUUUCCAUGAUAAAAAUGUCUUGAUGGACCAACACUUUAAAAACCUGCCAAUUCUCACACAGCCUGGGGAUACUAGACUACGAGAGUAGGAACACUGGUUGUUGGGACACUGGUCUUAUCCUGGCCCCUUGAGCAGCAUGAUGGGAUCUUUAACUGCCACCUGCUCAGCCAGAGAUGGGGGGUAGUUAUCCUAAUUUAAUUUAACAGGCUGAUGAAAAAUUUAAAUAUAAAUAUAGAUAUAAAUAAAACUUACCUUUCUCCUCCCCUUGCCCCCUCCCCUGCAAACAAACAAACAAAAAGCAAAUAUAGAGAAGGGAAUUUUAUUUAAAAACAUUUUUCAACAGCAGGUUCUGACGCAGAGUUUUCAUACUAUACAGAAGGCAUGUUUUAGCUAUUCAUUUUGAACUGUAUUAUCUUUCUUCAAAACACAGUACAUGUAGCAGUCAAACAGAAUUUAUGGAGAUCUCUCAGUAACAUGGAUUAUGGUUAUUUAGCUAUGCUGUAUACAAUUUAACCAGACAGUUCCAGGCAUAAAGAUCUUUCCUUGAAAAUAUUUAUGAACAGGCUAGUUAGUAAAUAGAAAAACUUCAGAACACUGAAUGUUAUGUACCUCACAGUACUGUGAAUAGCUGGUGCCAAUCAAAAAAGUGUAGUUACAAAAAUGCCUCAAAAAAUAAAAAUCAAGUUUGUUUUUCACAUUAAGUUGUGGCUUUAUUCAUAAAAUACAAUGUACAUGAUGGAUUUUUUUUUUUUAAAUCUGCUCUAGGAAUUACCUUGGGGAAGUUCACUGUCCUGUGCUGUGUAAGAGGUCAGAGUAGAUGAUCACAAUGGCCCCUUUUGGCCUUUGAACAUAUGAAACAAUAAAUGGCUUUAUUCAAAUUCUUAAAUCACUAGUCACAUUGGAAACUUUCAGAGUUUACAAUUUUAACAGUGAUGUCUGCUGAGCAGGUUGAACGAACCUACUUCAUUGCUGAGCAACCCAAGUGAAAUUCAAGAGAAUGCGCCAGCAUGUGUUAAUACUGAUCAGGCUUGAGUGGAACGUUAACUGAUGAUCAACAGCACGGCUGGGCAGAUGUGCGACCAGGAGCAAAUGACCAGCGGUGUGCUGCUAUUUUAACAAAAAAUUACAAAGUAUAACAUCCCAAGAGAUCCCAGAGUGCUUUGCAGGCAUCAUCUGCUACUACUGAAAUACACCAGCAAGCAGGUUUGUGUGGUAGUCUUUACAACUUCUCAGUCUGUGCUCCUCUAAUAACCCCUGCUCCAUACGGAGCUUAAAGCCAUAAUUAGGGUCCCCCUUAUGCAGAUACUUAACUUUAAGCGCAUGAGUAGUCCCAUUCACUUUCAAGAGUCUACUCAGGAGUUUAAAGUUAACACAGUUAAAAAUAGGUGCUUGCAAGACUGGAAUCUAGAACUAGAAUAUCCCUACGGGAGAGGCUAGAGAUAGGAUCUUACAAAAAUAUGAUAGAAUCCUCAAACAUGCUUAGCAAGGGUAUAAAUGGGAUUCUGAAGGAAAAGGUAUAAACAUAAAAUAUGUUCCUGAAGAUGUGAUAUACCAUUGAAAGCUUUAAGAACAUUCUAGUCCCAGGGUUCUCUAAAAGUACAUCCACUUAACAGAGCCCCACUUGGGUCCCUGCUUAGAAUCCAUUGAGUCAUUUCAUUUUAUGGUUCAGCCCUAUUAGGGUAGAUACCUGGACCUCCCAGGUGCAUCCUAUAAAAGGGAGGCAGCAAACAACCGCCUAUAGUGCUGUGGACUUAAUCCCAGGCAUAUAGGCUAACCUCACCCUAAACAGGGCCACCUGGGGGGGGAGCAAGUGGGGCAAUUUUUCCUGGGCCCCACAGGGGCCCCCACAAGAAUACAGCAUUCUAUAGUAUUGCAACUUUUUUUUUAUGGAAGGGGCCCCCAAAAUUACUUUGUUCCAGGCCCCCAAAGUCCUCUGGGCAGCCCUGGCCCUAAAGUAAAAGUAUUAGAAAAAUACCAAUGUAUUCCUUUGCUAGUAACCUAUAGUGACUGUCAAAUUCUCCCAAAGCCUAGAAUGCAGUUACUGUACUCAGAUUUGGUUAAAUCCUCAGGGCGAAGAGCUAGUCUUGCGAUAAGUGCCAGGUGGUUUCUAAUUACCAGGGCAGCCAAAACUUCCCAGAUUAGUUUUACAUCCUAUCAAAAAAUAUCACUAAUUGCAUGAUCCAACUAGAUCCUGUUGCAGGAGGACUGAAACCAAAGUGAAAUGCAGAAAAUUAAACAUUGCGUAAAGGAUGAGCUUUGAGAAAAACACCAACAGUUUGCUUCCUGUGAUAACAUAGCAAAAGUUGACAACACUAGCAAGAAACAGACAUUUAAGAAAUAUUUGA
This is a messenger RNA of Gopherus evgoodei (Goodes thornscrub tortoise), 5287 nucleotides long. RefSeq names its product EF-hand calcium binding domain 12 (gene EFCAB12). The record is from RefSeq and is a predicted model, not a curated record. NCBI's taxonomy places the organism in Eukaryota, Metazoa, Chordata, Testudines, Testudinidae. Bases 264 to 2087 code for a protein of 607 amino acids. The transcript is spliced from 9 exons.